UUGCUUUUUUAUCUCCCAAGAAAAUUGAAAAUUCAGUCGCUGCCUUUCUAGAAAGAAAGACCGACGCGCUUGGGGACCUGCUCGCUGCCGUCUCUCUCGCUCUCUCUCUCUCUCUCUCUCUGUCUCUGCGCUAAGUCAACACGAGAAUUUCCUCUCCUUUUCUUAUUAGGAACUUGUUUCGUCUUCUUCCGUCUUCAAAUCUCUUAUCUCCUCCUCCUUGAUUUUGUUUCUCAUAGUGAUCUCCGCCAUCUCUCUCUAUUUUUUUUCCCUCUUCCUGUUUAGCUAAACGAACUCCGUUUGUCCAUCCGAUGAGUAAUAACACGGCGUCAUCUAGUGCUGGAGCGAAUGGAUCGGCUGAUUCUGGUGCUUCCCGGAGAAAUUCAAAGCGACCCAAAUAUUCAAGGUUUACCCAACAAGAACUUCCAGCUUGUAAGCCAAUUCUCACACCACGUUGGGUGAUUUCAGCAUUUAUGCUUGUUAGCAUUAUUUUUGUUCCUAUUGGAAUUGCUUCCUUGUUUGCUUCGCGAGAUGUUGUUGAAAUUGUUGAUCGCUACGAGACUGAAUGCAUUCCCAUGCAAAAUAGAACUGAUAAGGUUGGAUAUAUUCGAAGUUCUGCAGAUAAAAUGUGCAACAGAACAUUAAAAGUUCCUAAGCGUAUGAAGCAGCCUAUUUAUGUGUAUUAUCAGCUUGACAACUUUUAUCAGAAUCAUCGCAGGUAUGUGAAAAGUCGAAGCGAUGAGCAAUUGAGAAGUCCAAGCGGUGAGAAUGAAACGAGCAAUUGUAAGCCUGAAGAUAUUGUCAAUGGUAAGGCAAUUGUACCAUGUGGUCUCAUAGCUUGGAGUUUGUUUAAUGACACAUACAUUUUCUCCCGCAACAACGAGCAAUUACCCGUGAAUAAGAAUGGCAUCUCAUGGAAAAGUGAUAGGAACCACAAAUUUGGCAAAAAAGUCUUUCCUAAGAACUUCCAGAAUGGAACUCUCAGAGGUGGUAAAAUACUCAAUGAAUCAAUACCGUUAAGUGAGCAGGAGGAUCUCAUUGUUUGGAUGCGAACCGCAGCUCUGCCAACUUUUAGGAAGUUGUAUGGUAAGAUAGAGCAGGAUCUACUUCCCAAUGAUGAGAUUCAUGUAAUACUUGAGAACAACUAUAAUACAUAUAGCUUCAACGGCAAGAAAAAGCUAGUGCUUUCUACCACAAGCUGGCUUGGUGGCAAGAAUGACUUUCUUGGCAUUGCUUAUCUCGUUGUUGGGGGACUCUGCUUCUUUUUGGCAAUGUGCUUCACUAUCGUAUAUCUUGUCAAGCCUAGGCGGCUGGGAGAUCCCUCUUAUUUAUCGUGGAACAGAACUCCUGGAGGUCGCUGAAACUGCAAACAGAAUCUCACUUGUGUUGUAGUUGUGUAUUCAAUGUUUAAAAAAUAGUCUUAGCUUGAAAGGAGAUCAAUCUUGCUUGGAAUGUCUUAAUUUUUUCAAACCGUUGUAAGAUAUUGAUAAAUUUUAUAUGUACCUUUGAGUAAUAGAAAUGGGUGUGAUCAACUAUGUCAAACUAUUACAUUCAAUUAAUGUUGGUAAGCAAUUUGCUCA
Molecule: messenger RNA, 1577 nt
Organism: Manihot esculenta (cassava)
Lineage: Eukaryota; Viridiplantae; Streptophyta; Magnoliopsida; Malpighiales; Euphorbiaceae
Product: ALA-interacting subunit 3
Exons: 8
Coding region: 309-1358 (349 amino acids)
Cellular component (GO): endoplasmic reticulum; plasma membrane; Golgi apparatus
Source: RefSeq, a predicted model, not a curated record